Messenger RNA from Hibiscus syriacus, 6023 nucleotides. Its product is annotated as putative callose synthase 8. Lineage: Eukaryota; Viridiplantae; Streptophyta; Magnoliopsida; Malvales; Malvaceae. The record is from RefSeq and is a predicted model, not a curated record. Gene Ontology annotation, biological process: (1->3)-beta-D-glucan biosynthetic process. Gene Ontology annotation, molecular function: 1,3-beta-D-glucan synthase activity. Gene Ontology annotation, cellular component: 1,3-beta-D-glucan synthase complex; plasma membrane. The coding region runs from base 23 to 5953 and encodes 1976 amino acids. The transcript is spliced from 40 exons.
GCUUUCCCUUUUCACUGCAAAAAUGUCGACUGAGAUUGUUCCCGUUGAUGAUCCCAUCGAAGAACCCUGCAGACCGGAGAAAAGGCCAGUGGUUUACCGUGAAGAAGAAGAAGGUGAAGGCACUAAGGGUGUUAUUAGGUCAAUUACUUAUGGUGAAAGUAGUAGUAGUAGUGGAGGGUAUGUUCCUGAAGUGUUCAACAGUGAAAGCUUGCCUUCGAAUUUGGCUUCUGAAAUCCAGAGGUUUCUUCGAGUUGCUAACAUGUUGGAAUGGAAAGCCCCUCGUGUUGCUUAUCUUUGUCGGUUUCAUGCUUUCGAAAUAGCACACAGUUUGGACCGUAAUUCAACAGGAAGGAAAGUUCGACAGUUUAAAACCUUGCUUCUUCAGCGCCUUGAACGUGAUGAAGAAACUUCCAAAACAACUAGGCAGGAACCAAGUGACUCGAGAGAACUCAAACGUGUUUAUGAUGAAAACAGAAGAUAUAUCAACCAGCAUGCCGAAACAUUCGAUUUGGAAAACAGUCAUGGAGAGAAAUUGCUCGAUGCGUGUCGAAUUGUUUCGGUGUUGUAUGAAGUUCUAAAGACAGUUAUAGCUGGUCAUCAGGCCCUUGCUGAUAGAGAUAGUAUUCGAGCCCGAUCCGAGAUGUUCGCGUACAAUAUUCUUCCGCUCGAUCAUGGAGGUAUUCAGCAAGCGAUUAUGAAACUCCCUGAGAUCAAACUUGCUAUCGGAGUUAUUCGUAACGUCCGUGGUCUACCGGCAACCGAAAACGUUCCGAAACGUGGAACUUUCGUCGAUUCUUUCGAGUUUCUCCAGUAUGCUUUUGGGUUCCAGAAAGAAAGUGUAGCCAACCAGAGGGAACAUCUUAUUCUACUCCUCGCUAACGCCCUUUCUCGGCAGCCGAAGAAAUCGUCUACCUUGGAGAUAAUUGAUGCAUCUAUUGAUGAGCUGAUGAGAAAGUUCUUCAAAAAUUAUACAAACUGGUGCAAAUAUUUGGUCAGAAAAAGCAGUAUAAGGUUGCCUUGUGUCAAACAAGAUGCCCAGCAAUACAAAAUUCUAUAUAUAGGUCUUUAUCUUCUUAUUUGGGGAGAGGCUGCGAACUUGCGAUUUAUGCCGGAAUGUCUUUGUUACAUCUUUCACCAUAUGGCGUAUGAAUUGCAUGGUAUGUUAACUGGUGCGGUUAGUAUGACGACCGGUGAAACCGUCAUGCCGGCGUACGGAGGAAGCCACGAGUCUUUCCUUAGCAAUGUGGUUACCCCGAUAUACAAAGUUAUAUAUGAGGAAGCUCAGAAAAACAAAAGUGGAACAGCUGACCAUACGACAUGGAGGAACUACGAUGACCUGAAUGAAUUUUUCUGGUCUCCUGAUUGUUUCCAAAUAGGUUGGCCUAUGCGUACGGAACAUGACUUCUUCUUCACGAAAUCUCCUCAGAAGGAAAAAGGAACCAAAGAUGAAGAGCUGCCUAAGAAGGAAGAAGGCACCGAAAAUGAAGAGCUGCUUAAUAAGGAAAAAGUAACUGAAGAUGAAGAGAUGGGGUUAAGUAAUCAGGUGCCUUCGAAGGAGAAUCGUGAACCGAAAUGGUUAGGGAAGACGAAUUUUGCGGAGAUCCGUUCCUUUUGGCAAGUUUUUAGGAGCUUCGAUAGGAUGUGGAGCUUUUUCAUACUAUCCCUUCAGGCAAUGAUAAUUAUGGCUUGCCAUGAUGUUGGAUCUCCACUGGAAGUGUUCGAUAAGGUGGUAUUGGAGGAUGUUAUGAGCAUCUUCAUAACAUCUGCGGUUCUUAAGCUCAUUCAAGCAAUUCUUGAAAUUAUCUUCACUUGGAAAGCAAGAAACACCAUGGAGUUAUCUCAAAAACGGAUACAAGUCCUAAGGCUCGGUUCUGCAGUGAUAUGGACCGUCGUUCUUCCGGUCAUUUACGCUCAUUCCAGGAGGAAAUACACUUGUUAUUCCACACAAUACGAAAGCUGGCUCGGACAAUGGUGCUAUUCCUCCUACAUGGUUGCAGUGGUAAUAUACCUAAUGAUUAAUGCAGUUGAUCUGGUGUUGUUUUUUGUCCCGGCCGUUAGCAAGUACAUCGAGAUCUCGAACUGGCGAAUCUGCAAAACUUUAUGUAGGUGGGCACAGCCUAGACUAUACGUUGGACGGGGAAUGCAAGAGACUCAAGUUUCUCUUUUCAAGUAUACAUUUUUUUGGAUACUUGUGUUGUCAACCAAGUUAGUGUUCAGCUACAGUUUUGAGAUAAAGCCCCUAAUAGCACCAACGAGAGAAAUUAUGAAAAUUGGUGUGCAAAUAUACGAUUGGCAUGAGCUUUUCCCUAAAGUCAGGAACAAUGCUGGUGCUAUUGUGGCAGUCUGGGCUCCCAUAAUAGUUGUGUAUUUCAUGGACACACAAAUCUGGUAUUCUGUUUAUUGUACAAUCUGUGGAGGACUUUAUGGCAUUUUGCAUCAUCUUGGAGAGAUCCGGACGCUGGGAAUGCUGAGAAGUAGAUUUCACUCCUUGCCGUCUGCGUUCAACCGCCUUAUCCCGCCGCAAUUGAAUAAGAGUCGGACGAAAAAUUUCCUCCAGAACAUAUUCUGCAAGGCGUCGAAGAGUGAAGUAUUGGAUCAGAAAUUUGUUCUAGUAUGGAACAAAAUUAUCAGAAAUUUUAGAUCAGAGGACUUGAUAAGCAACAGGGAAAUGGAUUUGAUGACAAUACCUACAUCAGGGUUGUUCCCUGGUUUUAUUUGUUGGCCCAUUUUUCUUCUUGCAAAUAAGUUUUCGACUGCCGUGAGCAUCGCAAGAGAUUUCGUGGGGAAGGACGAGAAACUCUUUAAACGGAUUCGAAAAGAUGAGUACAUGUACUUUUCUGUAAAGGAGUGCUAUGAGUCGGUGAAGUUCAUCCUCGAUGUUCUUAUUGUCGGUGACCUGGAAAAGAGGAUUGUAUCGAACAUCUUGAACGAAAUCGAUCGAAGCAUUGAAGAAUCGAGCUUUCUUAAGGAAUUCAAGAUGAGUGCACUCCCAGCUCUACAAGCUAAAUUUGUUGAGUUGCUUGAAUUGCUGGUUGAGGGAAACGAAAACCAGAGUAGUAAAGUUGUGGAAGUUCUCCAAGAUAUGUUUGAGCUUUUAACAAACGAUAUGAUGGCAAACGGUCACAGAAUAGUGGAUUUGAUAGAAUCCUCCCCGGAAGCCGGUGAUGAUUCUUCUUUUUUCUCCGGAAAGAUCGAACCACAGUUAUUCGAAUCUGUUGCUAGCCAGACUUCUAUAUUUUUUCCUUUGCCUGACGAUGGCCCUCUGAUAGAACAGAUUAAGCGGUUGCAUUUGUUGCUUACCGUCAAAGAUAAGGCGAUGGACAUACCGGCAAACUUGGAAGCCCGAAGGCGAAUCUCGUUCUUCGCUACUUCACUCUUUAUGGAUAUGCCUAAUGCUCCUGAAGUUGGCAGUAUGCUGUCUUUCAGCGUUAUGACGCCGCAUUUCAUGGAGGACGUAAAUUUUUCGCUUAAGGAGCUGCAAUCGAGCAAAGGACAAGUUUCUAUCAUCUUCUAUAUGCAAAAUAUCUUCCCAGACGAGUGGAAGAACUUUUUGGAGCGUAUGGGGUAUCAAAACUUCGACGAACUAAUGGAUGACGGCAAGGAGGAAGAAAUCAGAAGAUGGGCUUCUUUCCGUGGCCAAACGCUAAGCAGAACAGUUAGAGGGAUUAUGUACUAUAGACAAGCCUUAAAACUACAAGCACUUCUUGAAAGGCCCGAGUAUAAAGAUGUUCUCGAGGACAUUAACAUUGUCGAAAGAAACAAUCCCAAGUUAUCUGCUGAACUAGAUGCCUUAGCAGACAUGAAGUUCACGUACGUCGUCUCGUGUCAAAUGUUCGGAUCGCAUAAAUCGUCUGGAGACCCUCGUGCUGAAGACAUAAAGGAGUUGAUGAUAAGGUAUCCGGCUCUACGAGUUGCGUAUAUCGAAGAGAAAGAAGAAAUAGUAGGAGAUAAGCCUCAAAAGAUGGGGGAGGAGCCUCCAAAGGUUUAUUCUUCUAUAUUGGCAAAAGCUGUUGGUUCCUUUGACCAGGUAAUAUAUCGAAUAAAACUUCCCGGUCCGCCGAUCAUCGGUGAAGGAAAGCCGGAAAAUCAAAACCAUGCCAUAAUCUUCACACGUGGAGACGCUCUCCAAACCAUCGAUAUGAACCAAGACAGUUAUUUGGAAGAAGCUCUCAAAGUGAGAAAUCUUCUGCAAGAAUUUCUUCAAAACCAUGGCCGGCGCCCUCCGACGAUACUCGGUUUGAGGGAACACAUAUUCACCGGAAGCGUUUCUUCUUUAGCAUGGUUUAUGUCAUACCAGGAAACCAGCUUUGUCACCAUUGGUCAAAGGCUUCUCGCCAACCCUCUCAGGGUGCGUUUUCACUAUGGGCAUCCAGAUGUAUUCGAUCGGCUGUUUCACAUCACAAGAGGAGGAAUAAGCAAAGCAUCAAAAACAAUAAACUUGAGUGAGGAUGUAUUUGCCGGAUUUAACUCGACCUUGCGGCGGGGAUGUAUCACGUAUCACGAGUACCUGCAAGUCGGCAAAGGUCGUGAUGUAGGCCUUAAUCAAAUCUCAAGGUUUGAAGCCAAAGUUGCUAAUGGGAACAGUGAACAAACUAUAAGCCGUGACAUACACCGUCUCGGUCGUCGAUUCGAUUUCUUUAGGAUGCUGUCUUGUUACUUCACAACCAUUGGAUUUUACUUCAGUAGCCUGAUUUCUGUACUCGGAAUUUACGUGUUCCUCUACGGGCAGCUAUACCUUGUUCUUAGUGGACUGCAGAAGGCUCUUCUUAUCGAGGCUCGAAUGCAUAACAUUGAGUCAUUGGAAACUGCUCUUGCUUCACAAUCGUUUAUUCAGCUCGGGCUUUUAACCGGCUUACCGAUGGUAAUGGAGAUCGGACUCGAGAAGGGAUUUCUUACAGCCCUUAAAGAUUUUGUUCUGAUGCAACUGCAGCUUGCUGCUGUUUUCUUCACUUUCUCCCUCGGAACAAAAACACAUCAUUUUGGUCGAACACUUAUGUACGGAGGAGCUCAGUAUAUACCUACUGGCCGUAAGGUUGUCGUUUUUCAUGCAAGCUUCACCGAGAACUACAGAUUGUAUUCGCGAAGCCACUUCGUUAAAGGAUUUGAACUGGUACUCCUGUUAGUCGUUUACGAUUUGUUCCGGAGGUCGUACCAGAGUAGCAUGGCGUAUGUAUUAAUCACUUACUCGGUUUGGUUCAUGACCAUAACUUGGUUGUUUGCACCCUUUCUGUUUAAUCCUUCCGGUUUCGAUUGGGACAAGAUAGUUGAUGACUGGAAAGGCUGGAAUAAGUGGAUCAAGGAGCAAGGCGGUAUUGGGAUUCGGCAAGAUAAGAGUUGGCAAUCCUGGUGGAACGAUGAACAAGCUCACCUUCGUCGUUCAGGGUACGGUGCUAGAUUGUUCGAAAUUCUGCUCUCGAUUCGGUUUUUCUUGUAUCAAUAUGGCUUGGUCUAUCAUCUUGACAUCUCCCAACAGAGCAAAAACUUCCUGGUUUAUGUGCUUUCCUGGGUUGUUAUUCUUGCAGUUUUCUUGACAGUCAAGGCAGUGAACAUUGGAAAGCAACUCUUCAGUGCUAAUUACCAUCUGAUGUUUAGAUUCUUUAAGGCAUUCCUCUUCCUAAGUGUCUUCUCCAUCGUUAUCACGCUCUCGGUCAUCUGCGAACUAUCGACGAAGGAUAUACUCGUCUGCUGCCUCGCAUUUCUGCCGACCGGAUGGGGUUUGAUACUGGUUGCUCAAGCUGUGAGACCGAUCAUCGAAAACACCGGAUUCUGGCACUUCACCGAGGUACUUGCGCAGGCGUACGAUUACGGAAUGGGAACGAUCCUUUUCUCACCGAUCGCAGUCUUGGCUUGGCUUCCGAUCAUUUCGGCGUUCCAAACUCGAUUCCUUUUCAACCAAGCUUUCAACAGGCAUCUGCAAAUCCAACCAAUUCUUGCAGCCAAGAAGCAGAAAUGAAAUUUUGACAAAAUUUAUUUGUACAUUUCAAAUAUAGAGAGAUAUAUAGCUGUAAAUAACAAUGAUUCAU